UCCCCUGUCACGUGACAGAGGACAGUCUGUGGUUGUUGAUGUGACACUGUCGCUAGCACUCGUUAGCUAAGUUUGUUGACUUUCGCAAUUACUUGCGGCUCCUGACCGUUGAGGGAAAAGCCAGCAAAAAUGGACAACAGCGGGAAAGAAAAAGAAGCCGCGGCCUUAAUGGCGGAGGCGGAGAAGAAGUUAAAGUCAUCCCAGUCGUUUUUCGGCUCGAUGUUUGGCGGUUCCUCUAAGUUGGAAGAGGCCUGUGACAUGUAUGUGAGAGCAGCCAACAUGUACAAGAUGGUGAAGAACUGGUGUGGUAAGAAGGCCGACCUCGCCUCCACCUUGUUCUCGUCUGUAUUUAUCAUCACUGUUUUAACACCAAACCUUCUGCUCUCAGCUGCAGGAAAUGCUUUCUCCAAAGCUGCUCAUCUUCACCUGCAGAUGCAGAGCAAACACGAUGCAGCCACCAACCUGAUAGACGCUGGAAACGCCUUCAAAAAAGCAGAUCCACAAGAGGCUAUCAACUGCUUAAACCGAGCCAUCGAGAUUUACACAGAUAUGGGUCGUUUCACCAUCGCAGCGAAGCAUCACAUAUCCAUCGCAGAGAUUUACGAGACAGAGUUGGUGGACAUCGACAAGGCCAUUGCUCAUUUUGAACAAGCAGCAGAUUAUUAUAAAGGUGAAGAAUCCACCAGUUCUGCAAACAAGUGCCUUCUUAAAGUUGCGACCUAUGCAGCCCAGCUGGAGCAAUACCAGAAAGCAAUAGAGAUCUACGAGCAGGUUGGAACUCACGCGAUGGACAGUACGCUCCUGAAAUACAGUGCCAAGGAUCACUUCUUCAAGGCGGCGCUGUGUCACUUCUGUGUAGACAUGCUAAACGCAAAGCUUGCCAUGCAGAAGUAUGAAGAAAUGUUUCCAGCGUUUUCAGACUCCAGAGAGUGCAAGCUGUUGAAGAAACUUCUAGAUGCGUAUGAAGAACAGAACGUGGACGGCUACACUGACGCGGUGAAGGAAUAUGACACCAUUUCCCGUCUGGACCAGUGGCUCACCACCAUGCUGCUACGCAUCAAGAAGGCCAUCCAGGACGACGAGAGCGACCUCCGCUGACCUCCGCUGACCUCACCAGCCGCCUGACAUCCUUCGAUUCCCGCUGCAUUCAUCGUUUUAUGUACUCUAUUUUCUGCCGUCUGCAUUAUGUCUUUGUUGCCUUUUAUUCCAGUCUUUAUAUCAUGCGUGUGAACACUAUCUCCCUGGCUGCACUCGGCACCCGGUAUUAGUUUUACGUUUGGCGUUUGGCCACAAUAUUCAUGAUUGGGAUGCAAUACUACCAGCAGACUUGUGUGGUGAAGAUUAAAAUUUUAUUUCCGCUGUCGUGUGAUGAGUGAGAGAGCGCGGAUCACGGUGUGAUUGAAAUGUCCAGAAUAAACUAAACGAACUAAAAUGCGAUUUCUGCCU
Molecule: messenger RNA, 1446 nt
Organism: Poecilia latipinna (sailfin molly)
Lineage: Eukaryota; Metazoa; Chordata; Actinopteri; Cyprinodontiformes; Poeciliidae
Gene: napab
Product: N-ethylmaleimide-sensitive factor attachment protein, alpha b
Exons: 10
Coding region: 130-1098 (322 amino acids)
Biological process (GO): intracellular protein transport; regulation of synaptic vesicle priming; SNARE complex disassembly
Cellular component (GO): synaptobrevin 2-SNAP-25-syntaxin-1a complex; terminal bouton; vacuolar membrane
Molecular function (GO): soluble NSF attachment protein activity; syntaxin binding
Source: RefSeq, a predicted model, not a curated record